GUAAACAGCAAGGUGUCACAAAGUGGAAGGCCAGGGAAAUGGAUAAACCAGAGGAACAGGGACAAAUAUUGCGGACGGCGUACGAAGUGCAACGGGACUUUGGCUACAGCAGCGGACUACGUUCCGAGAUUAUUUGGGAUUCAUUAACUCCCGACCAGGCGCCAGUGCUGAUGCAGAAAAUCGAGAACCUAAUCCCGGAGGACGACUCUCGGAACGCAAAGUCUGUGAAUCGCCAGCGGCAGCAGCUUUUUCGCAAUGUCUGGCAGCAAAGGCGCUUUACCAACGGCACCCUGCUGUCCGCCAUUAUCUACGUGCUGGUCACGCCGGAGACGGACCCGGAACUGGCCCUGCAGACCACAAACUACAGCUGCCAUCCCGUUUUCCGGACGCGCCGCUGCAUGAAGGGCGAGAAUAGUGCCGCCUGUUGCAUGAUCUUCGUGGACGAACACGGACGCGUGUACUCCAACUGGCAGCAGUAUGUGUUCCGCAAUACCCUGUCCAGAGGCACAAUGAUUGCUCCCAGCCAGGGCAUAUACACCUUCACCAACGACGAUGUUGAGCCGGGCGUCCAGUUAAUGGUGCACCCCACGCCAGCGUCGUAUAGUCGAAAUCGCUUGCUAAGUGCCGGCGAUAAGGUGGCCACUGUGGGCGGCCUGAUGGCCACUGUUCCAGUGGCAGCUGCUUUGGCAGUGCCCGUUGCAGCUCCCCUCACAAUUGCCGCAACCGCUGUGGGUGUGGCCACUGCCGCCUACAGCACACUACGCUCGGCAUCACAACUCAUCGAUCGGCGGCGACAUGGACAAACCACGUGCAUCACGGACAGUGAGGCUCGAAGCUCCUGGCUGGGCGUGGCGGGCGGCGUUGUUGGAUUGGGUGCCACGGGAGCAACAAAAGCCCUGGCCUCGGUGGCAGGAGCGGGCUACAGCAUCAAUCCCGCAGCUCAGUUGGCCGUCAAAGGUAUUAAUGUAGGCUCUGUGGUUAUUUCCGGCACGGGUGUUAUCAAUGGUGUCUACGAUAUGUAUUUGAAAAUUGGUGACGAUCAGGCCAUCAAUAGCUUGGAUAUGCUGCAGAUGGCCUCACACUUGGUGAUCUUCACACAUUCCAUUAAUAAUUUCCGCAUAGCUUCAAAGGCGACUAAUGGUUCCACCCUUAGACAAGCACUGCGCAAUCAAUCUCGAAAGGUGUUUGAUCGCAUCGCGCAGGAGUCCACCAAGCUCCACAGCAGACAGGGAGGAAAAUUCGAUAUUGUGCGUACCCUGAACGACAUACCCUUCAAGGAGACGCUGCUCAGCCUGCACAACCUCAACUCGCACCUGAAUCAAGGAGUGGCGGCGGUCACAACUCUGCUGCCUCAGAUAAUUAGUCUCGGCAGUGGUGGCCAGCUGGAUCUGGAUGCGCUGGCGCAACAGUUUGGUCGGAAGUUCGUGCAGCACAUUGGCAAUGUAUCCAGCCUAAAGGAUGUCGUGGAGGCAAUGGCCAGGUAUUUCAGCGAUAAGGCCGUACAGUUACUUAUGCAAAUGACCCGUACGUUUCUCGAAAAUAAUGUGGACUCCAUUGAUCGUACCCUAAACACUUUCAUAUCGACUGAAACGGUCCUCUAUCGGAUAUUAAUGCACAGUGUGAAUACAUUUGAUACCUUUAGCGAGGACUUUCUGAACAGCAGGCAGGAGGAGAUCCUAUCAAUGGUCUCCAAAUACUUCAGGUCCUUGGAGUCUGUUAAUAAUUCAAAUUGUCGCAAGUACAAGUGCGCCGUGUGUAAGGGCGCUUAUUAUAUAAGUCGCAUAUAGACCGGAUCGCUAUCGGAUCAGGAUCGCUAUCCAUAUCUCCAGCCGUUAUUCUUUGUCUGAUAUAUUAUUUUCGAAAAAAAAUUGUCUGUUCCUAUGUGCGAUAUAUGCAUUAUUUUGUAAGACACUUUCCUAGAUGGCGUCUUUUAAAAUAUUUUCAUAAUAGAUAUUCUGGCAAACAUUACAUUUUAUUUAUAUUUAUUCUAAGAACCCAAAGUGUCAUCCAAGCAGAGUGCGCUGUGAAAAUCCCAGGAUAUAGUUUACAUACAUAAUAUUUAUUUUGUACAAUUUUAAAUUCUUAUAAAGAGUACUUUUUAUUCAA
Molecule: messenger RNA, 2106 nt
Organism: Drosophila serrata
Lineage: Eukaryota; Metazoa; Arthropoda; Insecta; Diptera; Drosophilidae
Source: RefSeq, a predicted model, not a curated record